This is a messenger RNA of Solanum lycopersicum (tomato), 601 nucleotides long. RefSeq lists its product as uncharacterized. Lineage: Eukaryota; Viridiplantae; Streptophyta; Magnoliopsida; Solanales; Solanaceae. The record is from RefSeq and is a predicted model, not a curated record. Gene Ontology annotation, biological process: regulation of systemic acquired resistance.
CAGCAGCAGGAAGCAACCAGCCAGGAAGAAAAAAAUACACACAGAAAACAUCGAAUACACAUUUUAUAUUAUAUCAAUCGAAUGAUAGAAUAAAGAGAAGUAAUUGCAGUAGCAGUAACCACAAAUUAAUCAGCUAGCCGGCGUGAAUGCUACUUAUGGACGGAGAAAAGAAGAGGAAGAGAACAUCAAUCGUCGCCGGAGAUCGGAGUAACGAUGACGUAAAACCUACUGUGAAGGAGGAGGAGCCGCCGUCAGAGGCGGAGGUUAACGAGUUCUUCGCAAUUUUACGGAGGAUGCACAUGGCCGUAAAAUAUCUUCAGAGAAACGCUCAGAUUCAGCCGGAAAACGUUAACGCUCACGGCAGCAAGUUAACCGCAUCGCCGGCCGGUGUUAACGGAGAUGCAACUGGACAGAAGAGAGAACGGGGAAUCGUGAGAAAAGGUGAUUUGGACCUCAACACUUUGCCGGACUGCGGAGACUAACGCAGUUUAAGCAUAGGUUAAUUACAGAAAUGCACCUUUAAUUAUCGUAGAUUCUUAAGAUUGAUCUGCUGUACAAAUUAAUUAAAUGAAGCCUUUUUUUAUAUAUAUUUCUCUGAUAA